GAGCAAUCCACGAUCCGACCCAUGGCAUCAAACAACCAAACAAACCGUCCUCUGAGUCCGGCUUUGAUGGCAGACGCGUAUACGAUCGGCCUAAUCACUUUUCUUGGUUUUGAACUAGCAGCAGUUCAAGCUAUUCUGGACGAAGAGCAAGAUGAGCCAUCGGACUUCGAACAAAUCUCCGCUGACGAUAACAAAUACUUCUGGGGUCGAAUUGGGAAACAUAAUGUUGUUGUUGCGGCCUCUCAGUCUGGGCUCUACGGUUUUGCCUCGGCCGCCAUGGUCGUUACAUCCAUGAUAAGGUCCUUCCCUUCAAUCCGCUUUGGCCUUCUGAUUGGUAUUGGUGGUGGCAUUCCAAGCUCUGGGAAGGGCCCAGACAUCCGGCUUGGGGAUAUUGCUGUGAGCAACCCUGGGGGAAGGCACGGUGGUGUGUGCAUCGGAUAUCAUGCAAAGCCUCCAGUUGUCCUACUCGAAGCAAUAGCGAAACUGAAGGCAGACUACAUGACAGGAGACUCAAAACUCCCGGACAUUGUUGAGAAUUUGCAAAGCCGAAUGUCCGAAUUUGAUCCAGGCUUUUCAUACCAACAGGAAGACAACGACACUUUCUUCGAGUCCACAUUCGACCAUCUCGGUGGGGAAGAUUGCACAGAGUGCCAUGAGUCAGGCGCCGAACACCUUGUGGCAAGAAAAGCGAGGGGAUUCUCGAAACCGGUAGUACACUACGGGUUAAUCGCAUCUGGAAACGGUCUCGUAAAAGAUGCAAGUCACAGAGACAAGUUGGUCGCGGCACUGAAAAAGAGAACAGGUGCUGAGUGCAUUUGCUUCGAGAUGGAAGCCGGUGGUCUUAUGGCUAACUUCCCCUGUUUGAUCAUUCGAGGAAUCUGCGACUACUGCGACUCUCAUAAGAACGACCGAUGGCAAAAGUAUGCUGCCAUGACAGCAGCUGCAUACGCACGGGAACUCCUUGAAGUAAUAUCUGCCACCCGAGUUGUCAAGACCAGGAACGCUGUUGAAGCUAUCACGUCCCUCCAUUCUGACAUCAAACGAGUAGAAGAGCAUAUCUGGGAAUGGUUGCAUCCUGUAGACGCUCUUACAAAUUACAGAGAAGCGUUACGGCUACGGCACCCCGAUACGGGCCGUUGGUUUCUUGAGAGCGAUUCUUUUCAAUUAUGGAAAACCAAACCUGGAUCUUUUCUCUGGCUCCACGGCAAUCCCGGAUGCGGCAAAACAAUUUUAAGCACCAGUAUUAUUGAGCGCCUCUCCGAAAACAAACCGUUGUACUUUUAUUUCUCUUUCACCAACACGAACACGCAGUCAGUAGAAAGUGUAAUCCGCGUAUUAAGCAGUCAGCUCUACAUGAAUUUCGGAGCCUCUAGAGAGUCAAUGAACUCACUCUAUACAUCUUGUGGAAAUGGCCGACAGCAACCAAGCAUCGAAGCGCUACAAAAAGUCUUUCAAGAUAUGGUUGAGCAAGUAGGGGAGGUCUGGAUCAUCCUAGAUGCCCUGGACGAAUGUCAAGAACCCUCUCAGAUCGAGCUCCUACUGUCAUGGGUGGAAAACCUGCAAUCCCAGAAGACGAACAUUCAUUUUCUUAUAACGAGCCGCCAGGAGCAAGACAUCAAGUCAACAUUGGCGAAAUGGGACCAUGAGCAGAAACAAACCAUUUCCAUACAAAGUGAUUUGGUGGAAGAAGACAUACGCAAGUAUAUUCACAUGAGAGUGAGAGGAUCUGAAGGUCCGGAAAGGUGGCAAAGGAGACCGGAUAUACAGGAUGAGAUUGAGGAUACUUUAACGAAGAAGGCCAAUGGAAUGUUUCGAUGGGUUUCACUUCAGCUUGAUACGCUCGAAAGGUGCCCUGAUAUUAUCUCUACACGGAAAGCUCUUACUGAAUUGUCUUCAACACUGGAUAAAGUCUACGAACGAGUUUUGGGGGGCGUCCAUGCUGAAGACGAGCACACCUCCACAAACUUACCGCCACAGCAGACAACAUAUGAACAGCCGAUAAAUCUCAAUCCGGCUGUAGAUCCGCAAGUCGAUUCUAUGAUCGCUCUUGCUCCCGUCAACUCAUAUUCUAGUUCCAGCGUCAGCUAUGUCUCAAAACGAGUGUUUUCCGAAUCCAAUUCUCACGAAACUGCCUUGACGAGCAUGGAUGUCGAAAGCGCAGUUGCCCCAUCGCUGUUAUCCUCAGAAAAGUAUGAACCACCAGCCCCUCCGGAUGGACGAGACGAAGACAUCAGAUCGCUCAAAUCCGACGACUCUGAUAACCAAUCACAAACCAAUACACGAAGGCCCCGUACAGAGAUUUAUGCCAUCAAACAACUUACGAAUCUUCUUGUGGAGCACGAAAAUAUGAUCAGUGUCAACAGAGGCCAUCGAAAGGAUGGGGGAAGAACGCUUCAUUCGAAAUUAUCGCAGAAUCCUCAAGACAUACUAUCGAAACUUAUUGGUUCGAGCACAAAACAAAUUUGA
This is a messenger RNA of Aplosporella prunicola CBS 121167, 2466 nucleotides long. RefSeq lists its product as uncharacterized. The transcript is spliced from 4 exons. Gene Ontology annotation, molecular function: catalytic activity. Gene Ontology annotation, biological process: nucleoside metabolic process. The coding region runs from base 22 to 2466 and encodes 814 amino acids. Lineage: Eukaryota; Fungi; Ascomycota; Dothideomycetes; Botryosphaeriales; Aplosporellaceae. The record is from RefSeq and is a predicted model, not a curated record.